GGGGGCCCCGGUGCGGGGCUCGGCGCGGCGGGUGGGCGGCGGCGGCGGCGGGAGCGGCCUCCGCGCACCGGCGGGACCGGGAGCGGGAGGGGGGGUCCCCACGGCGACCCCGGCCUCCCCCCCACCCUCGGCGACACCCCCUCACCCGUCCCAUCCCCCCCCCGCCCCCGAGGCUUACCUUUGAACUCUCCGGUUCCGCGGUGGGGGGAAGGCCCGGCGCCAUGGAGCCCCGUGGCGGUGCCUGGCAGAACUCGAACGUGGAGAACCUGCCCCCCCACAUCCUCCGCCUGGUCUAUAAGGAGGUGUCGCUGCUCAGCUCCGACCCCCCCGACGGAAUCAAGCUCUUCCCGAACGAGGAAGACAUCACCGACGUCCAGGUCACCAUCGAGGGGCCCGAGGGCACCCCCUACGCGGGGGGGCUGUUCCGGAUGAAGCUGGUCCUGGGGAAGGACUUUCCCGCCGCUCCCCCAAAAGGCUUUUUUCUCACCAAAAUUUUCCACCCCAACGUCGGCCCCAGCGGGGAAAUUUGCGUCAACGUCUUGAAAAGGGACUGGAGAGCGGAGCUGGGCAUCCGGCACGUGCUGCUGACCAUCAAAUGCCUCCUGAUCCACCCGAACCCCGAGUCGGCGCUGAACGAAGAGGCCGGUCGCCUCCUCCUGGAGAACUACGAGGAAUACGCGGCGCGGGGCCCGGCUGCUGACGGAGAUCCACGCGCGGGGGCCCCCCCCGCGCCCCCCCCGGACCCCCCCGGCGCCGCCACCGCCGCCCCCCCGGCCCCCCCCGACGGCCCCAUGGCCAAGAAACACGCCGGCGACCGCGACAAGAAGCUCACGGCCAAGAAGAAAAGCGAUAAGAAACGGGCCCUGAGGCGGCUUUAAAGGGGGGGGGGGCGGCACCCCAGGACCCCAGGAUACCCCCUGGGGGGGGGGUUUGGCCCCCCAAAAUGCCCCCCGGGGGGUUUGGCCCCCCAAAAAUACCCCCCAGGAGGAGUUUGACCCCCAAAAAAUACCCCUCGGGGGGGGGGGGUUGUCCCCAAAAAUAUUCCCUGGGGGGGUUUUUGUCCCCCAAAAAUACUUGUCCCCAAAAAAUACCCCCCAGGAGGAGUUUGGGCCCCCAAAAGAUACCCCUGGGGGGGGGUUUUGUCCCCAAAAAAUGUCCCUCGGGGGGGGUUUUGUCCCCAAAAAAUAUUCCUGGGGGGGUUUGUCCUCCAAAAAUACCCCCCAGGAGGAGUUUGGCCCCCUAAAAAUACCCCUCGGGGGGGGGUUUGUCCCCGAAAAUACCCCCUGAGGAAGGUUUAACCCCCCCCAAAAGCCCCCCGGGGGGGGUUUGACCCCCCCAAAAUACACCCGCUGGGGGGGUUUGAACCCCGAAAUACCCCCGGGGAGGGGAGGGUGGGGGGGCGUUUAACUCCAAAAUCCCCCCCCCGGGGGGGGUCUCACCCCCCCUGCGCCCCCCCCCCCCCGCCCGCAGGACCCCUUUUUUUGGGGUGGGGGCGCAGAAUAAACUGCCCCUUCUCUGCUCCCACCCUUUAAUCUUUUGGGGGUGGGGGGGGUGGGGGUGGGCAGCUGCCCCUCCCCCCCCCCCCCUCGGCUUUAAGUUAUUUAAAUUAUAUAACAGAAAAACCACCAAAAAAAGGAGGAAAAUCACCCAAACCCCCCCCCCGGCGCCGCGGGUUAUUAAAGGCUUUUUGUUUUUCUA
Messenger RNA from Phalacrocorax carbo (great cormorant), 1698 nucleotides. NCBI's taxonomy places the organism in Eukaryota, Metazoa, Chordata, Aves, Suliformes, Phalacrocoracidae. The record is from RefSeq and is a predicted model, not a curated record.